This is a messenger RNA of Didymodactylos carnosus, 711 nucleotides long. The record is from the annotation of a GenBank genome assembly. Lineage: Eukaryota; Metazoa; Rotifera; Eurotatoria; Philodinida; Philodinidae.
AUGAAUUGGAGCCGAAUAUUUGGAAAAUCUAAAAAUGAUAAUGGCGGCGGUAGUCAAAAACGAGCGAGUAAUGGUCGUCGACAACAGAGUGAAACAGCACAAGAAAUAAUAAAAUUUCAUAAUCAAGAAGAUCUUUUAAAUAAAAAAAUUGAUCAUCUUCAAGAACAAGUUGAUUCACAUCGUGAAAAAGCAAAAGAAUGUACGCGUAUACACAAUAGAAUUCGAGCUCUUACACAUAUGAGAAAAGCAAAAGUGCUCGAAUCACAAAUUGAAAAAUUUCAAGGCAUGUUAGCUAAUUUAGAAAUAACACGAGGGGGUCUAGAACAAAUGGAUAUAACUAAAAGUGUUUUUGACCAAAUGGCUUCAGGAAAAAGCAAAUUAGCUGCUAUAAAUAAACGAUUGGAUAUUUCAAAAGUAGAAGGUGAGAUGGAUGGUAUAUCAGAGUUAAUACUAUCACAAAAAGAUGUUACUGAUAUAAUGGCUAAUCCAAUAAUAAUAUCCGGUGUGUCGGAUAUGGAGUUAAAUGAUGAAUUGAAUAAAUUGGAUAAGGAGAUAGAAAAAGAAAGUUUUUCUAAAAUAUCAGAUCUACCAAAUAUACCUCAACAAUAUGAACGAGAACAUUCAACAGCAAUAGAAACUGGAAUGGGUGCACAAAACCGAAUGAACAAUAAAGGAUUAUAUGAACUAGAGAACUUUGCAGCAGGAUUGUAG